This is a messenger RNA of Fulvia fulva, 1296 nucleotides long. RefSeq lists its product as uncharacterized. The transcript has 2 exons. The coding region runs from base 1 to 1296 and encodes 431 amino acids. NCBI's taxonomy places the organism in Eukaryota, Fungi, Ascomycota, Dothideomycetes, Mycosphaerellales, Mycosphaerellaceae. The record is from RefSeq and is a predicted model, not a curated record.
AUGGAUUGUAUCACUGCGGCAAUUCUUUUCCAAUGUCGAUAUAUGACAUUUCCACACAUGGAGUUCGUGCGAAGAUACCUACCAGCAUGGCUUCUACGGUCACGGUCACAUUCGGAGCCACUGAAUCCAGUUGUUUCGCUUGUGAGCAGUGUGAAGCCGACAGGCACAGCUGGAGUCGAUCUGCAGAAUUCUAUCUCAGAUCCUAGUGACCGCCAGAAAGAUAACGACAACGUUAUACCGCCCAAAGGGUCUCUCAGAUCCGCCCAGAGGCCGACCUUGACACCGGAGCGGUAUGUCCAGCUCUUGGUAGAGGCGGUGAAGAAUGAAAUCUUUCGCAAAGACUUGGCCAGAGAUUUGGAGCUGGCAAUGUCACAGUUAGGCUCUGCACAACGCGACCGCGAUAUCCAUCAAGCGGAGUACGAAGAACUGGCAGGGAGACAGAUAGAUGCUAUCGCCCCAUACCUGGAAAGACUAUCACAGAAGGUUGUGGAGGAUGAUGAGGCAAUACGUAACGAGACGAACGAGACAAAACGUCUACGGGCUCGGCUAAAUCUCUGUGUGCUGGAUCAUGCACGUCUCCCCGGCAGGCUCAUUCCGAGUACGCCAUGGCUAGUCGACCAAAGCAGGCAGAGCAGCAGGAUAGAUGACCUUGCAGUAGGUGAGGAAUUCUGUGCCCAGAUAAUGGAAGUUUGCCGUGGCAAGAGCCAGUUCCAAAAGGACCAGAUCAAAACUCGUGAGCUUCGAAAGCAGGUUCUAGCUGCAAAACGUGGACCACGAUCGGAUUUACAACAGGCCUGUAGGAUGUGGAGAGACAGCGAAGAUACCCUUGCCAUCAGGUGUGAGAAUCAGAUUCGGGCCGAGAAAGAAGUACUCAUGAACAUAGUCCGCCCUUUGCUAUCUGUCCACGAGAUCUCCACAUCAGGUUGGCUGCAUCCAACAACAUCUUCCAUGUCAAGCGGACAGGAUCUCAGCCUCGUCAGCGCUAAACAGGCCUCCAAGUACGACAAAAUUGGUAGCACGCGGGCGGAUGAUGAUUGGAAGGCGGACAGGAGUACACAAUGGCUGAACGUCCACAAGAGUAGGCGUGAACUCAAUCGUCAGUUGCGUGGUCGAGUGAAUCUGGCAGCAAACUACCCACUCGCAUUAGCCGGAUACCUGGCGACGUACAAUGCCGGCACAGAGUCAGAGUUCAAUAGAAAAUAUGCAGAACAGUAUGGAAGCAGCUUCGAAGCUAGGCAAGCUGAUUCACACGAACAGAUCGAGAUUUGGCGCGGGCGUCCAGGCGGAAAGAUGUAG